GCCUUCCAGCGCGGCCUCGUCACAGGGGGAAACGAGGGCGGAGGGACGAGAGGGGGGUUUCUUCUUCAUCCAUCGGCGUGGAUUUUGGGAAGCGUUCGUACUCCGGCUGGCGGGAAUAACGCAGAUGGCCUGAAAUCUCCAAAUUCUCCCGUCUUCGUUUUUUUUUUCGACGAUUCCGAGCGGCCGUCGGAGCAAAAAAAACACCCCAAAAAAACGCCAUUUAUUUGCAUGGUGCCGAAAAUGAGGGAAAGUAUGCCACAGAGCCCUAUUUUCCCCAGCAUGUUCGGCUCCACCUGUAGCGAAGAGGUACAACCGGAAAUGGGGGAGCAAUGUGGAGACCCCGUUUACCAAGAUGGCAACCUGAUAUCUGGCUCCUUGGAAGCUCUGAUCGAGCGGCUUGUGCCCACCGUGGACUAUUAUCCAGACAGGACCUACAUCUUCACGUUCUUACUGAGCUCCCGCGUCUUCACCCACCCCCACGAGAUCCUCGCCAAAGUGGGGCAGAUCUGCAUCAAGCAGAAGCAGCAGCUGGAAUCAGGACCAGAAGCUGAUAAGGCCAAACUCAAGUCCUUCGCUGCGAAGAUCAUCCAGCUGUUGAGGGAAUGGACGGAGACGUUUCCCUUCGAUUUCCAAGACGAACGGGCCAGGAAGGAGCUGAAGGAGAUUGCUCAAAGGAUCACUCAGUGUGACGAGGAGAACGCUACAAUCAAGAAGAGCAUCAGUCAGAUGACUCAGAAUGUGCUGGUCGCCCUCUCCACUCGUGGACAAUUUCAGGAGAUCCGGGAGAAGAUCCGACAGCCCGUGACCGAUAAGGGGACCAUCCUCAAGACCAAGCCCCAGUCAUCCCAGAAGGAUAUACUGAGCGUCUGUGGGGACCCGCUGGUCCUGGCCCAACAGCUUACAACUAUCGAACUGGAGAGACUAGGAAACAUUUAUCCUGAAGAUCUGAUGAAGAUCAUAAGUCAUAUGGACUGUUUGGAUAACCACAAGUGCCGAAGUGAUGUCUCCAAAACCUAUAACCUAGAAGCUUACGACAACUGGUUUAACUGCCUGAGUAUGCUGGUGGCCACCGAGAUUUGCAGGGUGGUGAAAAAAAAGCAAAGGACCAGGGUGAUGGAAUUCUUCAUAGACGUGGCACGGGAAUGCUUCAACAUUGGCAACUUCAACUCCAUGAUGGCCAUCAUAUCUGGGAUGAACCUCAGUCCUGUGGCGAGACUCAAGAAAACCUGGUCGAAAGUAAAAACAGCCAAAUUCGACGUCUUGGAGCAUCACAUGGACCCCUCGAGUAAUUUUUGCAAUUACCGAACAGCCCUACAGGGGGCAACGCAGAGAUCCCAAAGUGCCAACAGCAGCAGGGAGAAAAUAGUCAUCCCCGUUUUCAACUUGUUUAUCAAAGACAUCUUCUUCUUACACAAGAUCCACCCGAACCGUUUACCCAACGGACACGUCAACUUCAAGAAAUUUUGGGAGAUCUCGAGGCAGAUCCAUGAUUUCCUGACGUGGAAGCAGGUGGAAUGUCCGUUCGAAAAAGACAAGAAAAUUCAGACCUACCUUCUGACUACACCCAUAUACACUGAAGAAGCACUCUUUGUGGCCUCCUUUGAAAAUGAAGGUCCAGAUAAUCAUAUGGAAAAGGACAGCUGGAAAACUCUCAGGUCAACGCUUUUAAAUAGGGCCUGAGAGAUCGUCCACCGGGAGCGCACAAAAGGAGUGUUUUUAUUUUCAUUUAAUAUUAUCGUUUCGAGAAGAACGUUAUUGGUCAGAAGACGAGCCUCGCUGGCUGAGGGGAGAGUCUACUGUUUUUUUGUGUGUUUUUUUUUAUGUGUAUUUUUUUUUUUGUAUAUACAAAUUUCAGAGCCUUCUAAAGAGUAACCUAAUAGAAAUAUAAGUUUAUACAUAUGAGUAUAUAUAUAUUUCGCUCUUUAAGCACUUAUAUAAGAAAAAAAGGGAUUUUUUUUUUUCUUCAUUGUAUCGUUUACAAAAAAAAUUUACAAAUUUAACCCUUUGCUGCUGGUAUGGCGUAGACACAACGCAGGGGUUCUGUGUCGAAGUGCAGAAAACAAAUCUAAUGAAUGUGUCAGAAAAAAAGGGGGUUAACCCUCUUAUAAAUUGUUAUUUAAGGGCAGGGCCCUUUUUUUUC
Spea bombifrons (plains spadefoot toad) is the source of this 2140-nucleotide messenger RNA. It is a transcript of the gene RASGEF1A, whose product is annotated as RasGEF domain family member 1A. The record is from RefSeq and is a predicted model, not a curated record. Gene Ontology annotation, cellular component: plasma membrane. Gene Ontology annotation, biological process: positive regulation of GTPase activity; Ras protein signal transduction. Lineage: Eukaryota; Metazoa; Chordata; Amphibia; Anura; Pelobatidae. Gene Ontology annotation, molecular function: guanyl-nucleotide exchange factor activity. The coding region runs from base 229 to 1680 and encodes 483 amino acids. The transcript is spliced from 13 exons.